This is a messenger RNA of Hyla sarda, 3517 nucleotides long. RefSeq names its product arachidonate 5-lipoxygenase (gene ALOX5). The record is from RefSeq and is a predicted model, not a curated record. Gene Ontology annotation, molecular function: protein binding; iron ion binding; arachidonate 5-lipoxygenase activity. Lineage: Eukaryota; Metazoa; Chordata; Amphibia; Anura; Hylidae. Gene Ontology annotation, cellular component: nuclear envelope. The transcript is spliced from 14 exons. Gene Ontology annotation, biological process: linoleic acid metabolic process; lipid oxidation. The coding region runs from base 44 to 2068 and encodes 674 amino acids.
GCAGAUCACUAACACAUACAGAUAUCUCCUUGGUACCGACAAGAUGCCAUCAUACACCAUCACAGUGGCAACAGGCAGUCAGUGGUUUGCUGGUACAGAUGACUAUAUCUAUGUUACAUUAAUUGGAUCAAAAGGCUGCAGCGAAAAGAAUUUGCUAGACAAACCUUUUUACAAUGAUUUUGAGAGGGGGGCGAUUGACUCCUAUGAUAUUACAAUAUCUGAAGAUAUUGGAGAGAUCCAGUUAAUUAAAAUUGAAAAAUAUAAAUACUGGUAUAAAGAUGACUGGUAUUGCCGGCACAUAACCCUUAAGACUCCCACAGGAGAUUAUCUGGAGUUCCCAUGCUACAGAUGGAUCACCAACGAUAAGGAAAUCGUUCUGCGUGAAGGAACAGCAAAGUUGCCCACACAGGAUGUAACACAAAUUCACAAGCAACACAGAAGAAAGGAGCUAGAAGACAGACAGAAACAGUACAGAUGGAAGGAGUGGCAUCCUGGCUUUCCAUUGAGUAUUGAUGCUCAUUGUCAUAGUGAAUUGCCCCAUGACAUACAGUUUGAUAGCGAAAAGGGAGUUGACUUUAUCUUAAACUACACAAAAGCGAUGGAAAACCUCUUUGUGAACAGUUUCAUGCAUAUGUUCCAGUCCUCCUGGAGUGAUUUUGCUGAUUUUGAACGUAUUUUCGUGAGAAUUAGUAAUACAAUAUCAGAAUAUGUAAUGCAGCACUGGCAAGAAGACUUCAUGUUUGGAUAUCAGUUUCUCAAUGGCUGCAACCCCGUUUUAAUAAAAAAAUGCAAAAAAAUACCAGAAAAUUUCCCAGUUACACAUGAAAUGGUGGAAUGCAGUCUUGAACGGAACCUUACACUUGAAAAAGAAAUGGAGCAAAAUAACAUCUUCAUUGUUGAUUUUUAUCUUCUUGAUGGUAUCUCGGCAAACAAAACAGAUCCAUGCACCAUCCAAUACCUUGCGGCACCUAUCUGCUUAUUGUACAAAAAUCUUGCAAACAAAAUUGUACCAAUUGCUAUACAGUUAAACCAAACGCCAGGGCCAGAAAAUCCAAUAUUUUUGCCGUCUGAUGCUAAGAAUGACUGGCUAUUAGCUAAGAUAUGGGUAAGAUCAUCUGACUUCCAUGUUCAUCAGACAAUUAGCCAUCUUCUGAGGACCCACCUACUUACAGAAGUUUUUGCAGUUGCUAUGUUCCGCCAGCUACCUGCUGUUCAUCCCCUUUUUAAGCUUCUGAUACCACAUGUAAGAUUCACUAUAGCCAUCAACACAAAGGCACGGGAGCAGCUGAUAUGUGAAUGUGGCCUCUUCGAUAAGGCCAAUGCAACAGGAGGAGGAGGACAUGUAGAGCUGUUGCUGAGAGCCAUGAAAGAGUUUACAUAUGAGAACCUUUGCUUUCCAGAAGCAAUCAAGUUGAGGGGUAUGGAUAACAAGGAGGAAAUUCCCUAUUAUUUCUACAGAGAUGAUGGAAUGAAAGUCUGGGAAGCAAUACUUGACUUUGUGGGAGAUUUGGUGGAUAUUUAUUAUGAAAGUGACCAGACAAUCUGUGAAGACAGUGAGCUUCAAGCUUUUGUGAAAGAUGUAUUUGUUUUUGGACUACGGGACAAUGAAGACUCUGGUUUUCCAAAAACUAUGAAGACCAAAAAGAACUUAAUAGAAUAUCUCACUCUUGUCAUAUUCACUGCAUCUGGGCAGCAUGCUGCCGUGAACUUUGGUCAGUAUGACUGGUGUUCAUGGAUUCCCAAUUCUCCUCCCACCAUGCGCCGCCCUCCACCCACAGAAAAAGGAGAUGUUACUAUAGAGUAUAUCAUUGAAAGCUUACCUGACAGAGGUCGUUCAUGUUGGCACCUUGGCGCUGUAUGGGCUUUGAGUCAAUUUCAAGACAAUGAGUUGUUUCUAGGAAUGUAUCCUGAUGAACAUUUUGUUGAAAAACCAGUAAAACAAGCAAUUGCCAAAUUCAGUAAGAACCUUGAAGACAUCACCAGUUUCAUCCUUGACCGCAACAAGAAUAAGAAGCUACCAUAUUAUUACCUGUCUCCAGACAAGAUCCCUAACAGUGUUGCUGUGUAAGUUUACUGAAGAUACCUGCUGGAUCAGCAAUGUAAAACACAAAUGCUUGUGUAACUAAAACUUAAAGAUAACAGUUAUCUGACCACUGCAGAAUUUUAUUUGCUUUAUUAACUUUAAUUUGCAGUACUGGUGCAUAGGUGAGCUAACUGCAUUAAAGUUUCAAACUACAUAGCUAACUUACUGACUUAAGAUUACUAUACAGCCCUAUGAAGAUCAUAAACAACAUAUCAAAUAUAUACCGAUAACACAACACAUUGUUCCAAAUUAAAACUGAACUGUACUACAUAAAACUCGGCUUUGUGCAUUGGGAACACAUAAAAUAUUGAUGAUGGUAGAUUUUAACUAGUAUCGAUGUAUUGCAAUAAAAUGUAAAUCUUGUCAAAGACCCACAUACAUGGGUUAUAUUACAACAAAAAUGGUACUACACAUAUAUAACAGGUUACAGUAGUCCUCCAAUAUACGAUGGCCCGACAUAUGAUCAUUUCAACAUACAAUGCUUCUGUGUGUCGGGGCCAUCGCAAAAGUCGGGGCCAUCACAAGAACGGCUAUCCAGCAGCGCUGACUGCUUCAGCUGCCAACAGAUAGCCGUUUAUACCCACUGAUUUAGACUUUUAUAAUAGAUAAAACAGAAAUCGAUAUAUGCCUGAGGAAGGAGGCGAUCCUGUAAGCCCUCCGAAACGCGUCGCAAUAAGCCCUACCCUAUCUAUCCACGGACCUCCGGGCCUUUUUGUCAUACUCUCCUGGAAGGGGAUGAUGUGAAAGGUAACUGUACCUACACAUCUCCCCUAGUGAAGUAAGUUUAUCACAGUGACAAUCUACAAUAUUUUGGUUUGAUUAUUAUUAUGUUUUAUACUGCCUCCGAGCGCUGGUUUUUCCAUUUGUUCUUUUCAUUUAGACUUUUAUGUCACCACCGCUCUGGCCCGUCAUUUCACCGCUCCUCUGCUGCAGCUGCCCUGCGCCGUCACUCUUUGUCGCCGUCAUCCUGUCGCCGCUCACUCGGCCCCGUCGUCCAAUAGGGGCAGCAUGAGUGGCGACGUGAUGACGGCGACGAAGAAUGACGGCACAGGGCAGCGGCGAAGUAGUAAUACCACAGCAGAGGAGCGACGAACAGACGGGCGGGAGCGGCAGGGACACAUGAGUAUAAUCCAUGGUAUGAAUCCCUCAACAUACGAUGGUUUCGACAAACGAUGGUCCAUUUGGAACCAAUUACCAUCAUAUGUUGAGGGACCACUGUACUUGUUAUAAGGCAAAAGCUUUACAGCUUUAUGUUGCUUCAUGAAAUCACAUUGCACAAUGUUCCGUGGAAACAAUUACAUGCUCCUCAAGAAGAUAUGGUCAGAAAAGAAAAAUAACAUUCUGUAUUUUAUCUUUUUUUAAAUUAUCUUUAUAUGCUGUAUGUUGAAUUUAACUUGGAAUAAAAAAUUUCAGUAAAAUAUUUUGUCAGUCUGC